AUGUCCCAGCAACCCGAAUCCCCUCUCUUCUCCCCAACCCUCAUCUCUCCCGAAAUCGGAGCCACCCUCCCUCAAGGCUUCACCAUCCGCCCAAUCCAGAGACAAGAUUUUCAAAAGGGCUACCUGGACUGCCUCGAGGUCCUCACCUGGGUCGGCCCCCUCACCGAGGCCGAAUGGGACGAGCGCUAUACCGAGAUGGAGAGGGCUGCGGCCACGUACUACCUGCUCGUCAUCGAAUACCAGGACCGCAUCGUCGGGACCGGCUCGUUGGUCGUCGAGAGGAAAUUCAUCCACAAUCGCGGACUGGUUGGCCAUGUAGAGGAGAUUGCCAUCGCCAAGGAACACCAGGGCAAGGGCCUCGGUCUGAAGAUGAUUCAGGCUAUCGACUCUGUGGGCAAGAGUGUUGGGUGCUACAAGAACAUACUCAACUGUGGGCCGCAAAACGAGCCCUUCUACGCCAAGUGCGGCUACGACAACUCGGGCACGGAGAUGUCACAUUAUUUUGAGACCGCCAAGGACAACUUUCACAGGGGAUGA
Molecule: messenger RNA, 537 nt
Organism: Cryphonectria parasitica EP155
Lineage: Eukaryota; Fungi; Ascomycota; Sordariomycetes; Diaporthales; Cryphonectriaceae
Product: acyl-CoA N-acyltransferase
Exons: 2
Coding region: 1-537 (178 amino acids)
Biological process (GO): UDP-N-acetylglucosamine biosynthetic process
Cellular component (GO): Golgi apparatus; endoplasmic reticulum-Golgi intermediate compartment; endoplasmic reticulum
Molecular function (GO): monosaccharide binding; glucosamine 6-phosphate N-acetyltransferase activity
Source: RefSeq, a predicted model, not a curated record